This is a messenger RNA of Cicer arietinum (chickpea), 2063 nucleotides long. Its product is annotated as IQ domain-containing protein IQM2-like. The record is from RefSeq and is a predicted model, not a curated record. Lineage: Eukaryota; Viridiplantae; Streptophyta; Magnoliopsida; Fabales; Fabaceae.
AGUAGUUGCCAUGACCAAAACCAAUCAUUCAAACUAAAUUAAGACUUAUGUCAUGUCGUGCGUCCAAAGUAUUAGGAAUAAUGUUUUUUACCAACAAAAAAGUCAACAGCACCGUGGUUGAGAAAAUGGAACAUUUUCUUUCUCUGUCUCUCACAACUUCACCUUCACUUUCAUCCAUGCUCUGCUAUAUAUAAAUAAAUGAAGCUACAAAGUAACCUCAUCUGUAAUUUUAACAAUCACAAACAGCUACUUGAGUAUACACACUUAUUUCCUACUUGAUUUCUGUUUUCUUUGUUAUCGUAUGGGGGUUUCUUUCUCAUUUCCAUUUGCUAAUUGCAGUCAUUUGGAAGAUAGUUUUGACUCAAUUAUUGCAAAUUCUUUAACCUUUGCUUUUGAUCAAAUCAAAACUCCAUUACAUUCAGCCAAUUUCAACUAUGAAGCUAAAAAGACAAAAGAGAUGGAUGAUCAGUCCCUUGAAUCAACGCUUCUGACUCAAGAGGACAAUCCUAAACACAUGGCUGCAAUUAAAUUGCAGAAAGUAUACAAGAGUUUUCGCACGCGAAGAAAGCUAGCAGAUUGUGCAAUUCUUAUCGAACAAAGCUGGUGGAAGCUUUUAGAUUUUGCGGAAUUAAAGCGCAGUUCGAUAUCUUUCUUCGAUAUUGAGAAACAUGAAACUGCAAUUUCGCGUUGGUCUAGAGCUAGAACAAGAGUUGCUAAGGUUGGUAAAGGUUUAUCAAAAGACGUUAAAGCUAGGAAACUUGCAUUGCUGCAUUGGCUUGAAGCAAUCGAUCCACGGCAUCGGUAUGGACAUAAUCUACACUUUUAUUAUGAUAAAUGGCUCAAGUGUCAGAGUAGAGAACCCUUUUUCUAUUGGCUAGAUAUAGGAGAAGGAAAGGAAAUAAAUCUUGAGAAAUGCACUCGAGCUAAACUUCAACAGCAGUGUGUUAAAUAUCUUAGUCCUAUGGAAAGGCUAGCUUAUGAAGUUGUUGUGGAGGAUGGAAGGUUAUUGUACAAGCAAUCAGGAGAACUCCUUCACACUAUAAGAGAAGGGUCACGUGCCAAGUGGAUUUUUGUUCUUAGCACAUCUAAGACAUUAUAUGUUGCUAAAAAGAAGAAAGGUUCAUUUCAGCAUUCUAGUUUUUUGGCUGGAGGAGCUACAUCUUGUGCUGGAAGACUAGUUGUUGAUAAUGGUGUCUUGAAGGCUGUUUGGCCUCACAGUGGUCAUUAUCGUCCUACAGAAGAGAAUUUUAAGGAAUUUAUUUCAUUCCUUGAGGAGAACAAUGUGAACCUGUCCAAUGUCAAGAUGGCUUCAGUUGAUGAUGGUCAUCAUGGAGUUCACUCAUCUGAAGAGGACUUGACUGGGAACAUGAGUGGCUUGGAGGAUGAAGAAGAGGCUAGUGUUGAAAACUCAAUUACAGAGAAGGUUAAUUUGAUUAAAACUGUGAGUGAGUUUCCACCUAAGUCAAGGAAAUUCAAUAAUUUUGGAAGAGCACUUACCAAACUUGAAAUGACCAAAAGGGGUCAAGUUUUUGGAGGACUAGAAAAUGAGAAAGAUGGUGUUGAGCUGAAUAAUGAGAGUUUCCAAAUAGAUUCUCCUACAACAAUUGGUCAAAAAACAUCACAAGCUUUUGCAUUGGAGCUAGAUCACACUGAUGAAAAACAUGAUGACAGAUAUGUAGGCACUAUUCCAAAAGUGUCAACAUUUAAAAGGAUGUCCUCUCAUACACAAAAUAAAGUCAUAUGAUCCACUAGGAAAGCUGGAUCUCAUAUUGGCUUUAUAAGAAACAUUUUGUAGAUAGGUUUUACAUAAUCAUAAUAGUGAUUAUCAGGCAUAAUUGAUAUAAUUCUUAUGCCAUGUGUGAAUAGAAUAGCAAAUUCAUUUGUUCUUUUGUUUAAAUAAAAAAGUAUAGGAUUUUUUCCCCCCUAAAAGUACGUAGGUAAUUUUUUAUUCAUUUUCCCACUCAUGUAUAUAUUGAACAAGAUGAAAUUCGACCAAUUUUUUGAGGUAUGCGCAAUUGUAAUUUAUGAAGGAAACAAAUUAAUUAUCUCAUUAUGGAGAUCAA